AUGACCACCCUCAUUAUUGAUUUUGUGGAAGUGACAGUGGAGGUGGCCGUCAAGGGCGCAUGGGAGAUGGUGGCUUACUCGUCGGCAAGGCCCAGGCUGUGCAAGGUCGACGGCAAGGAUGCAGAGUUCGCGUACGAAAACGGCGUGGUCACCGUUGCCGUGCCGUGGACAGGGUCGUCUUCGAAGUUGAGGAUCUCAGAGGGGCCGGUCUACGUCAGCGACUCUGUCGGCAGCCACGACUUCGCGCUGCUCCGCCGCCUCGCGCUGCCCGACGGCACGGUGCUGCGCUGCGAGCACCACGCGCUCCCCACCCGCGACUGCCUCUUCCUCGACCCGCUCCACGACGGCCAGACCAUGCUCAAGAUCUGGAACCUCAACAAGUUCUCCGGCGUGCUCGGCGCCUUCAACUGCCAGGGCGGCGGGUGGAGCCCCGAGGCGCGCCGCAACAAGUGCGCCUCGCAGUGCUCUGUGCCCGCGCGCGCCGGGCCGGCGGACAUCGAGUGGAAGCAGGGCAAGAGCCACCCUGUCCCUGAUGUUGAGGACGCGACUCAGUUCGCCGUCUACUACGUCGAGUCCAAGAAGCUCGAGCUUCUGCUACCCGACGAGACGGUGGAGAUCACUCUCCAGCCCUUCAACUACGAGCUCCUCGUGGUGGCGCCCGUGAGUGUCCUCCGUCUCGGCAGUGGUGGUGGCGAUGGGUUCGCACCCAUCGGGCUCGCCAACAUGCUCAACUCGGGUGGCGCGAUGCAGGCCUUUGAGACCAACCGCAACGGGGACGAGGUGACAGUGGCAGUAGCCAUCAAGGGCGCAGGGGAGAUGGUGGCUUACUCGUCGGCAAGGCCCAGGCUGUGCAAGGUCGACGGCGAGGAUGCAGAGUUCGCGUACGAAGACGGCGUGGUCACCGUCGCCGUGCCAUGGACAGGGUCGUCGUCGAAGCUGGCCCGUGUCGAGUACAUCUACUGAAUCUGACCAGGAUACAAGGGAUCUGUCAUCCGGAAGCUUUUACAUCCGGGUCGAAAUAAUUUAUUAAUGGGAACUUCGAAA
Molecule: messenger RNA, 1044 nt
Organism: Lolium rigidum
Lineage: Eukaryota; Viridiplantae; Streptophyta; Magnoliopsida; Poales; Poaceae
Product: galactinol--sucrose galactosyltransferase-like
Exons: 2
Coding region: 1-963 (320 amino acids)
Molecular function (GO): galactinol-sucrose galactosyltransferase activity
Source: RefSeq, a predicted model, not a curated record